Messenger RNA from Bipolaris victoriae FI3, 933 nucleotides. RefSeq lists its product as hypothetical. The record is from RefSeq and is a predicted model, not a curated record. The transcript is spliced from 5 exons. Lineage: Eukaryota; Fungi; Ascomycota; Dothideomycetes; Pleosporales; Pleosporaceae. The coding region runs from base 1 to 933 and encodes 310 amino acids.
AUGUCUACAACCCUUGGCUCCUUCAUAGCCGGCGGCAUAGCAGCAUGCGGAGCCGUGACAGUGACGCACGGCUUCGAAACAGUCAAGAUCCGACUACAACUACAAGGCGAGCUAAAGGCAAAGAGCGAUGCGCCGCGGUUAUACCGGGGAGUCUUCCACGGCGUCAGCGUUAUUCUCAAGAAUGAAGGGCCUCGAGGCCUAUUACGCGGGUUAGGAUGUGCAUACAUCUACCAAAUGACCCUCAACGGCUGCCGCCUCGGCUUCUACGAACCCAUCCGCAAAACCCUCACAAACACCCUCUACCACGACCCCACCCUGCAAUCCUUCUCCAUAAACCUCUUCGCAGGCGCCUCAUCCGGUAUCCUCGGCGCCGCCGCCGGCUCCCCCUUCUUCCUCGUAAAAACCCGCCUCCAAUCCUACUCGCCCUUCCUCCCCGUCGGCACCCAACACCACUACCGCAACGCGCUAGACGGCAUGCGCCAAAUCUAUUCUUCAGAGGGCAUAAAAGGACUAUACCGCGGUGUGGGCCCCGCCAUGGUCCGAACGGGAUUUGGCAGCUCAGUCCAGCUUCCGACGUACUUUUUUGCAAAGAGACGCUUGGUUAAGCAUUUGGGUAUGCAGGAGGGUAUGCCGCUGCAUAUAGCGAGUAGUACCGCCAGUGGGUUUGUGGUUUGCUGCGUUAUGCAUCCACCAGACACAAUCAUGUCGCGCAUGUAUAAUCAAACGGGCAAUUUGUACACGAGUGCGUUUGAUUGUUUGGCUAGGACGGUGAGGACGGAGGGUGUGCUGGCGUUGUAUAAGGGAUAUUUUGCUCAUUUGGCAAGGAUAUUGCCGCAUACGAUUCUCACACUCACCCUGGCGGAACAAACUAUCAAGCUCAUGCGCAUGGUCGAAGAUCGUAUCUUACCAGCUGAUGUCAAGGCGAAGAUGUAA